Messenger RNA from Aspergillus alliaceus, 963 nucleotides. RefSeq lists its product as uncharacterized. The transcript has a single exon. NCBI's taxonomy places the organism in Eukaryota, Fungi, Ascomycota, Eurotiomycetes, Eurotiales, Aspergillaceae. The record is from RefSeq and is a predicted model, not a curated record. The coding region runs from base 231 to 863 and encodes 210 amino acids.
AUAGAUUUCUUGUCUUUUUGUUGAUCGUCUUCCCUGACAUUUCUCUUUUGUUUCUUUUUUCUUCCUUUCGAUCUCCCCCAGCUCUCCUGGGCGGACACGGUGCAACGGUGUUAAGGUUUCCUUUAUCUUAUGAGCCAUCAAUCGAUUCUUCGGGAGGCUGAUGGAUAAUAAGAAUGUGAUGUCCGACAUGUUUAUGCCAUUAUGUAUCUCUUUUGACCUUGUGUGUUUAUAUGCGUUUAUGUGUGUCCUGCAUUGUUUUCCUUGGGCCAUGGUUGAUUGUGAUUUCCCCAUACCCUUUUGAUGCGCGGUCCGAUCCCCAUGUACAUAACGUCCUUUGCAUAUAUGCAUCUUGUAGGCUUCAUUACCUACUAUUUAUUCUUUCGAUGCCGUGCCACUUUCAGUUUGUAGUUUUCUGUGUCAUGGGUUCGCUGCAGUGUCUCCCUUGUGUUGAGCAGCCAAUUAAUCCUCAUAACCGCACGCAGAUAUUGAUGGUCCGAUGCGGUUACCGGAAUCAUAGAGGGUCUACGAAUCGGACACUUGGUUUCAUCGAACCUGGAUCUGCCUGGCCCAACAGAAGAAGGACGGGGCAAGUUCGGUAUCACUUGUGCACUAAUGGCAAUCAACGAAUCGUUAGGGGACCCUCGCGAGCAGGUAAUCUGUGCUUUAUUCUCAUUGUUCCAUCUCCAAAUCUUUCGGCCUUUGAAUUCUCCUGGUCUGAUCUCUCGGAGACCCUGUCAUGCCCACUGUCUGCCACGUUACCCCGGGGCGUCCUUGUGCGAAUUACUGGUCAAGCAUAUUUGGGAGGGCUGAGACGCAAGAAUAGUACAUAUGGGCUAGAAAAAAGCAAAGGAAAAAGAAAGUGAGAAGACUAUAUGACAUGGGUAGUAGAUCUAGUUGGAUGAAAGGUAUAUUUAUGAAUUAACAUCUUGCUUUUAGAGCUACAUUAGAAAUAUGUAUAUAUAU